Messenger RNA from Mastomys coucha (southern multimammate mouse), 2000 nucleotides. It is a transcript of the gene Rgs11, whose product is annotated as regulator of G protein signaling 11. The record is from RefSeq and is a predicted model, not a curated record. Bases 36 to 1307 code for a protein of 423 amino acids. Gene Ontology annotation, biological process: G protein-coupled receptor signaling pathway; intracellular signal transduction; regulation of G protein-coupled receptor signaling pathway. The transcript is spliced from 13 exons. NCBI's taxonomy places the organism in Eukaryota, Metazoa, Chordata, Mammalia, Rodentia, Muridae.
CAUGGGGCGGGGCGUUUCCUCUCUGGAGGUCCGCCAUGGCCACGGUUACCGGCUGCACACCCCACGGCGGGUGCUCCCGAAUGCAGAGACCGCAUCUCAGCAAGAUGGAGCGGGUUGUCGUGAGUAUGCAGGACCCUGACCAGGGUGUGAAGAUGCGGAGCCAGCGCCUUCUGAUCACCGUCAUUCCCCACGCUGUAGCGGGUGAGGCUCGUGGACACCCUGGGGAAGCAGGGCGCUGCGGUCUCCGCCCACUUGGCUUCUCCUGUGCAGGCAGAGACAUCGUGGAAUGGCUGGUUCAGAAGUUCUGCAUCUCGGAGGAGGAAGCCCUGCACCUGGGCACACUCCUGGCGCAGCACGGCUACAUCUACCCACUGCGUGAGUCCCGAGAUCUGACGCUCAGGCCGGACGAGACACCCUACAGGUUCCAGACACCCUACUUUUGGACAAGUACUCUGUGGCCAGCUGCUGAGCUGGAUUAUGCCAUCUACCUGGCUAAGAAGAACAUCCAAAAACAAGGGGCGUUAGUGGACUACGAGAAGGAACAUUAUGCCCUGCUGCACAAGAAGAUUAACCAUACAUGGGAUCUAGUAUUGAUGCAGGCUCGAGAGCAGCUGCGACCUAGAGCUCGGAUUUCUAUAAGUGUGAGGUACCUGAAGUUCAGCAGCCAGCACGGGCCGCACGAUCCCAUCAUGUCUGGGUGCCUGCCCAGCAAUCCCUGGAUCACAGAUGAUGUCACCUAUUGGGCCAUGAAUGCCCCCAACGUGGCUGCCCCCACAAAGCUCCGUGUUGAGAGAUGGAGCUUCAGCUUCCGGGAGCUCCUGGAUGACCCUGUGGGGCGCACCCACUUCAUGGACUUUCUCCAGAAGGAAUUCAGCGCGGAAAACCUCAGCUUCUGGGAGGCAUGUGAGGAGCUGCGCUUUGGUGGACAGGCCCAGGUCCCUACCUUGGUGGACUCUGUGUAUCAGCAGUUCCUGGCCCCUGGAGCUGCCCGCUGGAUCAACAUUGACAGCAGGACAAUGGAGUGGACCCUGGAGGGGCUGCGCCAGCCACACCGCUAUGUCCUGGAUGCAGCACAGCUGCACAUCUACAUGCUCAUGAAGAAGGACUCCUAUCCAAGGUUCCUGAAGUCUGACAUAUACAAGAGCCUGCUGGAGGAAGCUGUGAUUCCCCUGGAGACAAAGUGCUGGCCAUUUCCAUUCUUGCGGAAGCCUCUGCACUCCAGCCCCAGACCUGCUCUCCAGGCCACCCCUGGGGAGCCUGCAGCGACCAGCUCCCCUGCCAGUGCUGCCACGGAUGGGGAGGAGUAGGUGGCUCUUGCUGCACACCUCACCUUACCAUCAUCUGCCUGACACCCCGUAGGGUCGUGAUCACCUGACAGAGAUACCCUCAGCACUGGUGUCUGUGUAGAGGGCCCAGCCUUGCUAUGAGGCCCUUUAGCUUCCACUAAGUAAGCCCUCCCCUGCCUACAAGAGACUGUCCCAGCUGAUUCCUAGAGCAAGAUUUCAUUGGCUGAUCCUUGCCAGGACAGAACUUGUUCUAAAAGAAAGGUAAAAUCAAGUUCCUCGGAAUUCCUGAUAUUCCGUAGUCUUCAGUUCAGGGCUAGGAGGCCAUCUCGACUGUAGAAUGUCAAGUCAGUGGCACAUGAGGUAUCAGUCUCUGGCCAUGCCACCCCAUUCAGGAAGGCUAAACCCAGUGACUUCUUAGGAGACGCCAUCGGCAGGUACCAUUUCACUGCUGUACAUGGCGUCUCUUCCACCUCUCAUCUGAUCAGAUCUAUAGGAAGGCAACUUCACACUGUUGUCCUCGCUGAAGGGUUCCCGGAUCUCUUAGGGCAAGUCUUUGUCAAGCUGGCAGCCUUGGCAUCCAGUCUUCCUGUCCACCCCUACCCCAGAGGUAGAAAUAGAGAUGGUGCCUCCUGCCAUGUAGCUCCCAACAGGCUUCUCUAUCUCCCUUCACAACCCAUUUCUACAGAAAUAAAGCUUUCAGGCCCUUGUAUAGUC